Miniopterus natalensis is the source of this 3086-nucleotide messenger RNA. RefSeq names its product RNA sensor RIG-I (gene RIGI). Lineage: Eukaryota; Metazoa; Chordata; Mammalia; Chiroptera; Miniopteridae. Gene Ontology annotation, biological process: cytoplasmic pattern recognition receptor signaling pathway; antiviral innate immune response. Gene Ontology annotation, molecular function: ATP binding; zinc ion binding; double-stranded RNA binding. Gene Ontology annotation, cellular component: cytoplasm. The record is from RefSeq and is a predicted model, not a curated record.
AGCGGCGGAACCUGCUGGCCUUCCGAGACUAUGUCACCAAGAUCCUGGACCCCACCUACGUCCUGAGCUACAUGGCCCCCUGGUUUAAGGAGGAUGAGAUGCAGUAUAUUCAGGCCGAGAAAAACAACAAGGGUGUGAUGGAGGCUGCUGCACUUUUUCUCAAGUUCCUGUUGGAGCUCCAGGAGGAAGGCUGGUUUCGUGCCUUUUUGGAUGCUCUUAACCAUGCAGGUUAUUCUGGACUUUAUGAAGCCAUUGAAAGUUGGAAUUUCCACAAAAUAGAAAAGUUGGAGGAAUAUAGAUUGCUUUUAAGGCGUUUGCAACCAGAAUUUAAAACCAUAAUUAAUCCAGAUGAGCUCCUUCCUGAAAUAUCUGAAUGUUUAAUUAUUCAGGAUUGUGAAGAAAUUAGACAGGUUUGUUCCAACAAGGGGCCAAUGGCAGGUGCGGAGAAAAUAGUUGAAUGCCUUCUCAGAUCAGACAAGGAGAACUGGCCCAAAUCUUUGCAACUUGCUUUGGAGAGAGAAGAGAGCAAGUUCAGUGAACUGUGGAUUAUAGAGAAAGAUGCAAAAGAAGAAGUGAAAGAUUUCGAGGAUGAGGAAAUAGAAGCUUCCGAAGUACAGAUUUUCUACAAGGAAGAGCCAGAAUGCCAGAAUCUUAGCGAGAACUCGAGCCCGCCUUCAGAAGUGACUCAUAUCAACAGCCCAAUGAAGCCAAGAAAUUACCAACUAGAGCUCGCUUUUCCUGCGUUAAAAGGGAAAAACACAAUAAUCUGCGCUCCUACUGGUUGUGGAAAAACCUUUGUUGCACUUCUCAUAUGUGAACAACAUCUUCAAAAUUUUCCACAAGGACAAAAGGGGAAGGUUGUGUUUUUUGCGAAUCAACUCCCAGUGUAUGAACAGCAGAAAUCUGUGUUCUUAAAACAUUUUGAAAGACUUGGGUACAAAGUUGGAGGCAUUUCUGGAGCAACAUUUGAGAAUAUCUCUGUGGAACAGAUUGUGGAGAACAAUGACAUCAUCAUUUUAACGCCACAGAUUCUUGUGAACAGCCUUAGAAAUGGGACUGUUCCAUCACUCUCUGUUUUUACUUUGAUGAUAUUUGAUGAAUGCCACAACACCAGUAAACGCCAUCCUUACAAUGUGAUCAUGUUCAAUUACCUAGAUCAGAAACUUGGAAGAUCUUCAGACCCACUGCCCCAGGUUAUUGGGCUGACUGCCUCAGUUGGCGUUGGGGAUGCCAAAAACACAGCCGAAGCCACGGAACAUAUCUGCAGGCUGUGUGCUUCUCUUGACACAUCAGUGCUGGCAACAGUCAAAGACAACUUGGAGGAACUGGAGGAAAUUGUCUAUAAGCCCCAGAAGUUUUUCAGGAAAGUGGAGUCGCGGGCCACCGACAGAUUUAAAUGCAUCAUCUCUCAGCUGAUGAGGGACACAGAGAGUCUGGCAGAGAGCGUCUUUGGUGAACUCGGUACCGUAAGUCUCGAAAACUUAUCUCAGAUUCAAAACAGGAAUUUUGGAACUCAGAAAUAUGAACAGUGGAUCGUUACAGUUCAGAAGAAGUGCAAGCUGUUACAGAUGCCAGACAAAGACAAAGAGAGCAGGAUUUGUAAAGCACUGUUCUUGUACACUUCACAUUUGCGGAAAUUUAAUGAUGCCCUCAUUAUCAAUGAGGACGCGCGGACGAAAGAUGCUCUGGAUUACUUGAAAAACUUCUUCAGUAAUGUCCGAGCAGCAGGAUUUGAUGAGAUUGAGCAGGAUCUCACUCGGAGAUUUGAAGAAAAGCUGCAAGAAUUAGAGAGCAUUUCCAUGGAUCCCAGCAAUGAGAACCCUAAACUCAAAGACCUCUGCUUCAUCUUGCAAGAGGAGUACCACUUAAACCCGGAGACCAGAACCAUUCUCUUCGUAAAGACCAGGGCACUUGUGGAUGCUUUAAAGAAGUGGAUCGAGGAAAAUUCUAAACUCAGCUUUCUAAAACCUGAAAUAUUGACUGGACGUGGCAAAACACAUCAGAACAUAGGAAUGACCCUCCCGGCACAGAGGUGUGUACUGGAUGCAUUCAGAGCCAAUGGAGAUAAGAAGAUUCUGAUCGCCACCUCGGUUGCUGAUGAAGGCAUUGACAUUGCUCAGUGCAAUCUGGUCAUCCUGUACGAGUAUGUGGGCAAUGUCAUCAAAAUGAUCCAAACCAGAGGCAGAGGAAGAGCAAGAGGUAGCAAGUGCUUCCUUCUGACUAGUAAUGCUGAUGUAAUUGAAAAAGAAAAAAUAAACAUGUACAAAGAAAAAAUGAUGAAUGAGUCCAUUUUAAACCUCCAGGCAUGGGAUGAAGCAGUAUUUAAAAGAAAGAUUCACCAGAUCCAGAUUCAUGAAAAAUUCAUCAGGGACAGUCAAGGAAAAGUAGAACCUGUACUUGAUAAGAAAAAUAAGAAACUGCUCUGUGGAAAGUGCAAAACCUUUGCUUGUUUCACAUCUGAUAUAAGAGUGAUAGAGGAAUGCCAUUACACUGUGGUUGGAGACACUUUCAAGAAGUCCUUUGUGACUAAAUUACACCCCAAACCAAAACAUGUGGGGAUUUUUGAGAAGAAAGCAAAGGUAUUCUGUGCCAGACAGAACUGCAGUCAUGACUGGGGAAUCCAUGUGAAGUAUAAGACAUUUGAGAUCCCAAUUAUAAAGAUUGAAAGUUUUGUGGUGGAGGAUAUUGCAACUGGAGAACAGAGACUGUAUGCAAAGUGGAGGGACUUUCAUUUUGAGAAGCAACCAUUUGAUGCUGUAGAAAUGGCCAAGUGACCUCAGGACCCCAUUCUGCAGCUACAGGGAGUGGGUGGUCUAGAGUGAGGAGGAGAUCAUCCCCAGUGUGUAAAUCAUGACUCGCUCGUACCACUGUUAAGAUACUUACCUAAGGCUUGUACUGUACUGAAUGUUUAUCACUCAAUUCACCUUCUGUUCAUAGUUAACAGCUUGUAUUACACCAUGUAUGUAAAGCACGCUCGAGGGAAUCAGAACGCUGAAUGCUUCAUAGGCCACUAGAGCUCUAAGGACUUGAGAAGGUGUUGAAGCCUCAACUUGUCUUUCUCUCCUUCCCUUCUGAGCUAACUGCCA